UAGCCAUUUUGGUAUACUACAGGGGUGGGAGAAAUAUCCGUUUCUGCAGCUUUUCUUCCCGAUCUAUCCUCGUAAUUCACGCAUCCUCAAGUUUUUUACCUGCAACUCCGCUGACUUCCUCCAUUUCAAUCGGCCCAUCUCGCACGAAUUUUUAGGCAUUUCUCUGAAUCCCUCUUGUGAUCGCAUCGAAACUGAUUUGCUUCGUUCUUAAUUUCUGAGGAUUUCCGAGAAUUUUGAGAUCAUAUUAUUGUUGAUUUCUAUAUCAAUUUGCCCAAUCCAGGUGAAUCACUAAUCUAGUUUCGGAUUGGAACCUGUUUAUCAGUCGGUGGUAAGGAUUUGAGAUUUAUAGAUCGAGAUAGAUCAGAACGAUAAGGUUUCAUCAAACAGGGAUUCGCGACGAGAUCGUGGAAGGAAGAAUAUGAGAUUGCCCAUGGUUGAUUGUCGUAGCUUGAUUGAAUUUUGCCGAGCUUUCGAACAACACAAGAACAUGACGCCGACAACCAAUAACAACAAUCACUCUCGGAACAAUAAGAAGUACAACAUCGGUUCCGAUUCCGUUAACCCUUUAUCACAUCCGUUUUGCGACAGAUCCCCAUUCGCCGCCCUGGAUAUCCUUAUGCUGAUUCUGGUGCUCGGAGCACUUGGGUUUCUAAUCAUUCCAUACAUCAAUAUUAUAUAUCGUGAAACCAUCGAGAUUCUCCCUUUAGUUUUCGACGUCAUCCAAGAAGUAAUUUCCGAUGCGCCAAUCGCAUAUGUCGUCGGAGUAGUAGCAGCGUUCAGUGGUGUAAUAGCGACAAUCGCCGCUUGGGAAAUACUCGAAGUAAAAUCAAGAAAAUGUGGAAAACCUAAUUGUAAAGGGCUUCGUAAAGCUGUUGAAUUUGAUAUCCAGCUUGAAUCAGAAGAGUGUGUUAAGUAUCUGUCAACAGGAGGAACAUCAUCAGAUAACGAUGUGAAGCCAUUGGAAUUAGGGCAAGAUCAUAAGGAGCUGGAAGCGGAGUUGAAGAAGAUGGCGCCGGUGAAUGGCCGGACUGUUCUCAUUUUCCGAGCACCAUGUGGUUGUCCGGCGGGGAGAUUGGAGGUACGGGGGGCUAAAAGGAUCCGGAGAAUCAAGAAAUGAGUAAAGUACAUUUCCCUUUUUAGAUAGAAUAAAUAUGAGCUGAUGUUUUACUAUUCAGAACUCCUGUUUCACUUACAUACACAAUAAGGAAAGGGUCCAUAUGUUUAGUAUAAUUACUUGUCAAGUUAGAUUUAUUACAGACUUUGACUACAUUUACAUGAAUCUUUAUAAAUGUCCUAUUUGCUUCAUAGAACUUUAUACAAUAUCCUAUUUCAUAUACA
Molecule: messenger RNA, 1338 nt
Organism: Lactuca sativa (garden lettuce)
Lineage: Eukaryota; Viridiplantae; Streptophyta; Magnoliopsida; Asterales; Asteraceae
Source: RefSeq, a predicted model, not a curated record